CUCCUCAAGAGAUCCCGAAAUGCCCGCUGCUCGCUCGCCCUCGCCCGCGGGCCACCAGCUGCUCGGCUCUGUAGGGGCUCCUGCCGGCGUGUCCCGUUUCUCUGUCUUCUCUGAGGGCGCUGCUUGCCGAUUCAGAAGCCAAGGAAAAACCCAGUCGCCUCCGCAGCUGCCCUUCGCCCCCGCCUCUGCUUGGCGGCUCUCGGGGACCCAGUAAGCAAGGAAGCCGGCGGCGGCUCCUCUUCUCUUCUCCAGGCCGUCCCUUCCCGCUUCCCGCCUCCGGCCGGGCCCACUGAGGGGAGGCGUGGCUGGACCCGGGGCCUUGCCGGGCGCCUCACGGAGAGCGGACUACAAGUCCCAGCAGGCGCCGGGGCCAAGCCAGGUCCGCGAAGGGAGCUCCGGAAGGCCGCCCAGCGCAGCCCUCUCCGCAGCGGCGAUGCCGUCGGCGGGCUGCUACGAGGAGGACGAGGCGGCGUCGAUGGGCGAGGGCUCCGGUCCCUUCGGGGGACCCUUCCCUUCGGGGCCGCUGGCGCCGCCCACCUCCGCCUCGGAGCGUCCCCGGCUCUGCGGCUACCUGCAGAAGCUGGCCGGGAAGGGCCCGCUGAGGGGCUUCCGCACGCGCUGGUUCGCCUUCGACGCGCGCAGCUGCGCCCUCUACUACUUCAAGGGCCCGCAGGAGGUGGCGCCCCUCGGCCGCCUCGACAUCGCCGGCGCCUCCUUCAGCUACCACCAGCCGGCAGAGCCCCCCGCCUCGGCCGCCGCCGCCUCCUUCGCCUCGGCUGCCGCCUUCUCCGCCGCCUCGUCCUCCUGCUCCUUCUCGGGCGGCGGCAGCGGGGAUGGCGAGGGCGCCCUCGGCACCACCUUCGAGAUCCACAGCCCCGCCGGCGGCGCCGUCACCGUCCUCAAGGCAGCAACACACCAGGAUAUGAAAUACUGGCUGCAGGAGCUUCAGCAGAGGAGAUGGGAAUAUUGUAAUAGCCAUGAUGCAACAAAGAGGGUCAGUCAGAUUUCACCAACGUCAAGUGAUUCCUCCAAAGGGCUUGUCGCCAAAGACAACACUGAUUGGACUACCCUGUUUUCAAAUGCAUCAGCAGAGAGAGCCAGAAAUGUCCUAGCAGUGGAGACGGCGCCCACGGAACUGGUGGGAGAGCAGGCAGCAUGCCAGCCAGCCCCAGGCCAGCCAAGUGCCAUUAACUUUUCUUUGAAGCAGUGGGGCACUGAGAUCAAGAAUUCUGUGUCUUCAUUAAGGACUGGAAAAGGAAACAAUGAAAACCGCAAGAGUGUGUUUUACACAGAGGAGUGGGAAUUUCUAGAUCCAAAGGAUUUGGAGGAAUCACUCUCUCAAGAAAGGAAGAGGUUUCCGGCAGAGCCCCCCAAAGGCAUGUCUGGUUCAGUCUUUCCAUUUGAUUUUGGCCGCAUUCCACACAGAACGAGGCGUCCUUUAAAGGAAAUUAUUGCAAUCAGCAAAAACCGGAAUAGCACAGAGUCUUCUCCUCCUGACGAGUGUAAUGGAAACAAGCUGGCUUCUGAGAUGCAGCUGAAGUUCCAGAGCCAGCAGGAAGAGUUGGAGAGGCUCGAGAAGGAGCUGUCUAGCCAAAAGGAACUUGUGCGACUUCUGCAACAGACCGUCAGAUCUUCCCAGUACGACAAAUAUUUUGCAGGGCACCUUUGUGAUGGGGCUCCAAAAGAUAAGCUAGAGGUGCUUCACAAAAAAGACGAUCAAAUCUUGGGUCUCAAUAACCAGCUUGAAAAGCUUAAUCUGGAAAAGGACAGCCUGCAGCAGGAAGUCAAGAACCUGAAGCGCAAGGUGGGCGAGCUCAACGAACAGCUGGGCAUGCUCAUGGAGACCAUUCAAGCCAAAGACGAAGUGAUUGUGAGACUGUCCAGGGAGCUGAGUGAAUGCGAGGGUCAGUUGUCCAGCCAGACCGGAGAAGCAACUCCUGCAGCCCUGACUUCCUCCGUGAACAAAGAACUGCAGGAGUUCGACAGGUUGAAAGACAGUCUUCAGGGUUACAAAAACCAGAACAAAUUUUUAAAUAAGGAGAUCCUGGAACUUUCUGCUUUGCGAAGAACUGCCGAAAACAGAGAAAGAGACUUGAUGGCAAAGUAUACCAGCCUUGAAGCCAAACUCUGUCAAGUGGAAAGUAAAUACCUUAUCUUGCUUCAAGAGAUGAAGACUCCUGUUUGCUCAGAGGAACAGAGUCCUUGUCAUGACGUUGUGGCCCAGCUCCUGGAAGAUGCCUUAAAAGCGGAUGAUAGUGAGCAUCCCGAGCAGACGUACUUUAAACCUCACAUGGUCAGCGAGUAUGAUAUUUAUGGAUUUCAGACUGUCCCAGAAGAUGAUGAGGAAGAGAAGUUGGUAGCGAAGGUGCGGGCUUUGGAUCUGAAGUCCCUCUCCCUUACUGAAAACCAGGAGAUGUCCACAGGGGUGAAGUGGGAGAACUACCUGGCAAGCACAAUGAACAGGGAGAUGAUGCGCUCCUUGGAACUGAAGAACCUCAUUCGGAAUGGGAUUCCGCACACCCAUCGCUCCCAGAUGUGGAGAUGGUGCAUCAGCCUGCACGUGAAGAAGUUCAAGGACCGCAUGGAUCCAGGCUACUUCCAAGCCCUACUUCAGAACGCCCUGAAGAAGCAGAACCCGGCUUCAAAACAGAUAGAACUAGAUCUCCUGCGGACUUUGCCUAACAACAAGCAUUACUCUUCUCCCGCAUCUGAAGGCGUGCAAAAGCUACGGAAUGUGUUGCUAGCGUUUUCUUGGCGGAAUCCAGACAUAGGAUAUUGCCAGGGUCUCAACAGAUUGGCAGCAAUUGCGCUUCUCUACUUGGACCAGGAAGAUGCCUUUUGGUGCCUAGUUACCAUAGUGGAGGUCUUCAUGCCUCGAGACUAUUACACUAAAACCCUGCUAGGCUCCCAGGUUGACCAGAGAGUCUUCAAGGAUCUGAUGAGUGAGAAGCUUCCUCGCCUACAGGCCCACUUUGAGCAAUACAGAGUGGACUACUUGCUCAUCACCUUCAACUGGUUCCUUGUUGUGUUUGUAGACAGCGUGGUCAGCGAUGUACUCUUCAAGAUAUGGGACUCUUUUUUGUAUGAGGGGCCAAAGGUAAUAUUCCGGUUUGCUUUGGCGCUCUUUAAAUACAAAGAGGAGGAGAUCUUAAAGUUGCAAGACUCCAUGUCCAUAUUCAAGUACCUCAGAUAUUUCACUCGCACAGUCCUUGAUGCUAGGAAACUUAUCAGUGUUGCUUUUGGGGAUCUGAAUCCCUUCCCUCUGCGCCAGAUAAGGAACCGGAGGGCCUACCAUCUGGAGAAAGUCCGCCUGGAGCUUAUGGAGCUUGAAGCCAUCCGGGAAGACUUCUUGCGCGAGCGGGAAACGAACCCAGACAAAAGAGACCUCAUUAGCGAUGAUGAAGAAGAUGGUUGAGGAAGCCCCUUGAGGGCCACGACUCUCCCUGGAACCAUGACCAAAGUUGUAUGGAUUGGCUUAGCUGCCAGUAGGUUUCUUCCUUAAUGAUCCAGCAAAACUGAAUGUUGAGCGAUGACACCUGGGAAUUUGCGGGACAGAUUUCCAAACCUUAGCAUGCCAUUGCAGAAAUCUUUUUUUCCUCAGAAGGCCAAAAAUUCUGCUUCCACUUGCUUUUCUGCCACUGUGUAAAGAGCACCUAGAGGAGUUUGUGUUCCGCCAUGCACCUGAGCUGUCGGCUCACCCUUUUUCUUUUUGGAAGUGCCUAUGCAGGAAGCCAUAGAGCAGAAUCCUCCCUUUUUAAUACCCACAAUUUUAAUACCUGAUUCCCAGUUGCUUUUCACAUUCUUCUCCCUCCAGCCCCCAAUCACCCAUUUGAGAGAGUCGUUCCUUAUUAGCCUUAAGAGAAUGUUCAAUUAAAUUUACACUUUUUAUUGGCCAAUUAAGGAUGGGCAGAUCAGCUCUGUUUGUUUAAAACUAGCCCAAAUAUUGUCAGAUACUCAGCAUCUCUGUACCCGUACUUAAAAACCAUGAAAAUGUGAAGAGGCUGCCCAGAGCCUAUAUUCUCAGUGUUGUUGCCAUGGGGCCAAGUCUUCUUAAGGGGGUGUUCCAUUGGUGCCGGCAGCUUCCAUUUUUAGCCAGAGGGGGUGCUGAAGCAUAUGAUGUGGCAAGUGAGCGCCUGAGGAUUCUAAGACUGCCAGGUUCCAACCUGGACGGGUUGGUCAGCCCUGGUCUCUCCAAGUACUGUGGAAUGCAAGAAGUAGUUCUGCUGGAGCAGCUUCCCCUGCCACCAGACUACAGCGAAAGGGGAAACUGCGUUUUCUCCCUUCCAUGAAGAUAUUAAAGGCACAGGAGUCCUUUCCAGGAUGGAAUGGCACGAGCUCAUCCAGCAACAUGAAGGGUGGAGGUGGGAUGCGCAUGUUCUGGCCAGGUGAGGGUGCUGUCACCAAAUGGCCUCCCCGCCGUGUAAUUAUGCUGGAUAACGUCCUGAGCAGCUGUUCCUUGGAGGCUUGUACUGAGAAGCCAUUUUUAAUGGGUGGCAGAUUGUUCAGCCAAGCAAGCCUGUUAACAUGACUCAGUGACCUCUGAAAGUGCAGUAAAUUUGUCUGAUUUUUGUGCCACAGAGAAGCUGGAGUAACCCUAGAAGAGUCAAAUAACAUGAACUGCGUAUUUGUUGGUUCUUUGAACAAUAAUACUUUCAUUUCACAACAGGUUUGAUUUCUGAGAACAUUGGAAUCCGUUCUUUUUCCCUUUACACCUCUGUACUGCAUUCCAUUGCACAUUUUGAAGUAUUUGUAUCCUGUAGUUUUGGUGAAACUUAAUGCCAGAGAAAUUACAGAUGGAUUCCUCCUAUCACAUUACUCUGGCCUUUGCAGAAACGCAUGUUGCCUUAGAUGCAGUUCGUGCACCUGAAGAAAAUGAAGGUUAUAGAUUCAUUGCUUUUGGGGGAUGGAUGUCUAUUUUCUGGAACCUUUUCAUCAUCUUUCCCCUACUUGAUGUGCCCUUUUAUUAGGCAUUGUAAUUCUCCAGAUUCCUUCCUUCCUUCCAGGCUGCUUCUCCCAAGGUCGUCAUGGCCUUUUCAGUCCUGAGGAUCUUUACCUUCAUCAAUAAGUGGCCUGCCAUCCAGGUUCCUUUCUCUGAAGAGCCGUUUCCUCCCCUACCAUAUUGCAAGUUGCUCUUGACAGAAGAGCCUCAGCGAUGGUUUGCAGAGUGGUACGCAGGGAGGGCAGAGGGAAUGCCUCUCUACACUUCCACAAGCAUCUGUGGCUGUGUAAAAGGCUUCUUUUUCAGAUUGCGGCCAUCCCCUUUCUGAUGGUUUCUAAAAUGGAUCAGUAAUUGGCAGUGGUGUUAUAAAGUUAGUGUCACAGGAUUGGAGCCAGAGAAGAUUCUGAUCACGUGCAAGUGACAAUUCUCCCUGUGCCAAUGGCAGUGCUACAAUGUGCCCAGUUAAUUUCACUCUAAGCUAGAAUCAUGUGGUAUGUCCGUUUGGUGCCAACAGACAGUGCCUCACUCCUGUGACCCUGGGGUCAGAACCAUCUGUGGGGCCAGUGAGGGAAGGUACACAAUGCAAGCCAAACAGAUUAGAUGGCCCUCAAGAUGCAUCUGUGCCAGUGGGGUCACUUAACCUUUUUUAAUACCUUGUACCUGAACACUAGUAAGUCGCCACCCCCUGGUAGUAUUAUAUGUACUGCAUUUCUGACCCCUAAUGAAAGAAGUGUUGAAACCCACAGGCAGGACCACUGGGAUUUAUUCCAUGCUGUCAGAUUUUUGUAACACUGUUCUGGAAGAGCUAGUCUCAAACCAACGCUAGAAUGGAAUAUUUGUCUUCAAUUUAGCUCUUGUGUGUUAAAGGAGAUCCAUGUGUGCUCUUUGAAAUUGCUGGUUUGGAUGGGGAGUAGUAGUUGAAACACCUGACUAUAAAUACCUGAGACAUUCCUCCAAGCCAGCAAACACAGAUGAAGGCAGAGAGCAAAGGCAGUGCUCAUUUCUCCUCUUGCAAACAGUUACUCUGUUGGCUCCUGCAAAUCUUCCUCAGCUCCUUAGCAUCAGUCUAACAGUGCAAGAUUGUUAAGAAUGUCCAACCAAUCCAUCAAAAAUAAAAAAUGAAUUCCUUAAGGGCAGAGGUCAAUGCAGAAUGGUUGACCGACCAACACCCCCCCAUGCUGGGUGUGUUCCGUCAUUUUUGGGUCUCAUUUACUGUAAUGAGGUUUUUUCUCCUACACUUUCUUUUUUUGUAAAGAAUUUCAAAAUGUGUUACAUAUUAUAUAUGCAAAGUAUCUUAUGCAUGGUUUCUGUUUAAGUAUUGUAUAACCUACACCAAUUAAGCCAUUUGUGCAAGUUUCCAGGUUGCACAGACCAAUUAUUUGUUACACCAAAGGCAGAGAGAAAGGGGAACUGGCAGUACACACCUGGCUUUUACUGAAAUGGCACAGUAUAUACAUGUAGUUCUCUCUGUAGUUGAUUUAAUUACCAGGUGCUAAUCACUAGGUAGAAACUGAUCCUGUCCGGUGACUUUAAUCUAGAACUGCCUUUGCUAACCUGGUGCCUUCCAGGCAUUUGGACUACAACUCCCAUCAGCCUCAGCCACCACAGGUGUACGAUGCUGGGGCUGGUGGGAGUUGUAGUCCAAAACAUCCAGAGGGCACUAAGUUGGCCAAGGCAGCUCUGAAGCAUCUUCUGUGCGAGCCUGAUUAAAAUGAACAGGAAGCACGGACAAGUCUUCCUCCUAGUGGGGCGUACGCAGCAGAUGUUCCCAGCGGAGAGUGCCUUCUCCUUACACAGCUGCGCUGUAGUUGUCCUUUGCACAAGGACCAGGAAUUAGGCUUGUUCUUUGUCCAUGAGCCAUUCCAAACCACUACUAAGUCAGUUUGACAAGCACAUUAGUAAUCGCAUCCUGCUUUGGUUUCUUAUGAAGAAAUUUGAAAAUGUGCCUCUCUUUCGGUGGUGUUAAACUUUUGUAUUCAUCCCUUGGGAAGUAUUCUUAGAACAACUGGGGAUGCAUAGCACAAUAAAAGGGUUGCAGGCUUGAAACGUAACCUGGUUUUGUAUCUGAAAUCCUUGCCAAAAACAUUAAAAAUCAAUAAUUUUCUAA
Messenger RNA from Rhineura floridana, 7046 nucleotides. RefSeq names its product TBC1 domain family member 2B (gene TBC1D2B). The coding region runs from base 434 to 3415 and encodes 993 amino acids. The record is from RefSeq and is a predicted model, not a curated record. NCBI's taxonomy places the organism in Eukaryota, Metazoa, Chordata, Lepidosauria, Squamata, Rhineuridae. The transcript has 13 exons.